CGCAACAUUGGAAACCUAUUCCGGGUAGCCUUCGGAGAAAAACGCAACGGAUAAUUGUUAAACAAGAAAUGUUUAAUGUGAGUGACACGCAGGUUAAGUAACAAUGAGAGACUUUAUUCAUGACAGGAUCAACUCUUCCGAGAGAACUCUGAAGGUUCUCGAGCUAGCUUAGCUUGCUAGCUGCUAACAAAGAGACCCGGAAGUCAACACAUCGCGAAGCAUAGAUCAAGUGUGAGUGCAAAGUGUUGCGAUUGUGUGAAAAUGUGUAAAGUGCAAAUGCUGAGAGCGUUGGUGAGUCAGCGACUAACUGCGGCUGUUGAAGAAAUAUUUGCAGUGCUGGAAAGAACGAUAACAGAGUACGAGGAGGAACUUUCUCGGACAAAAGAGGAGAACGAGCGACAACGUGAACUACUGGACGCUGUUUUCAAGAAACCUGGAGUGGUUUUACACAGAGCAGAUGUCACUGAAGAAGAUCUUCCUCCUGAGCAGCAGGAGUGGAACUCCAGGGUGGAGCAGGCGGAGACACAGCCCCCCCACAUUAAAGAGGAACCGGAGGAGCCACAGCACCCCCAUAUUAAAGAGGAAGAGGAGGAUCACAGCAUCAGUCAGGAGGGAGACCAUCUUGAAGGACUGAAGGAGUUCACAGUGAUUGGUGUCACUGUGAAGAGUGAAGAUGAUGAAGGUGAAAGUGAGGAGAAGAGAGAGGUGGAGCCUCCAAGCAGCAGCUCAACUCAACACAUGACAACAGAAGCUGAUGGAGACCACUGUGGAGGAUCACAAGCACACAACCUCUUAGCUCCACUAUCAGAUAGUGACGACACAACGUCACACUCUCCUGACACUGAUGAUGAAGACUCUGAAGCUGAUAUGACAUGUCACACUGACAGCACACGCUGGAAAUGUUCUCAAUGUGACAAAACUUUUGUUAAAAAGGGAAAUCUAAAAAUACACAUGAGACUUCACACGGGAGAGAAACCUUUCGCCUGCUCAGUUUGUGGUAAAAGAUUCUCUCAAAGGUCACAGUUGAAAUCACACACAAGAAUACACACUGGAGAGAAACCUUUUCCUUGCUCGGUGUGCGGCAAAAGAUUUUCACACAAAGUUGCUUUAAAUAGACACAUCAGAAUCCACACUGGAGAAAAACCCUUUUCCUGCUCAGUUUGUGGUAAAACAUUCAUUGAGAAAUCAAAUUUGAAAGUCCACGCAAGAUCACACACGGGAGAGAAACGUUUUCCUUGCUUGAUCUGCGAUAAAAGAUUCUCUCAAAAAAAUGAUUUAAAAAGACACACAAGAUCGCACACGGGAGAGAAACCCUUUCCUUGCCUGGUCUGUGCUAAAAGAUUCUCUCAAAAACAUGAUUUAAAAAGACACACAAGAAUACACACUGGGGAGAAACCCUUUCCUUGCUCGGUUUGUUCUAAAGUAUUCACUGAUAGGUCACAUUUGAAAGUGCACAUAAGAUUACACACUGGAGAGAAACCUUUUCCUUGCUCGGUGUGCGAUGAAAGAUUUUAUCAAAAAAAGUAUUUAAAAAUACACGCGAGAGUACACACUGGAGAGAAACCUUUUUCCUGAGCAGUUUGUAGUAAUGUUUGAUCUCAGAAGAUAACUUGAGUACACACACAAGCACAAUUCUUGUCAACGAUUCACAAAUAGCACAAACCUCACUGAACACAUAAUAAUCCACACUAAGGAGAACUUUGACAACUUUUUUUUAAAGAAUGCAUUCAGCGGGUGGUUGCUCAGUAUGGAUGUCAUUUUUUAUAUCAAAAAUGUUGUCCAUGAUUGCCAUUACCAUAAUUUCCUCCUUUCUUUGUGUCUGAGCAGGACCUAGCUAGCACCGGCUCUCCGUGCCGGCCAGACGCUGUUCACGUGAUGGUGCCUUCAGGGGCAUUGCGUAACUCUUAACGCGAAAGUACAAUUUGCAAUAAAUACACUCAAAACGUGAAUUCUACUUGAACUGAAUUUAACUUUGAAUGCAAGCGCUCACUGUGGGAUCCAAAUUUUCAAGAGACUUGUGUGUGUACAGUAUAUGUGUCUGUGUGUGUACGUUGCUAUCGUUCUUUUUAACACUACAAGUAUUUCUUCAGUGACUAAUAAAGUGUGAUGUUUUGUCUCUCUUGAAAUCACAAAACAUAAACGCUAGUGAAAUAAAAACAUUCUUAUGGGAUGUAGUGUUCCGAUGCUUUGGAGUGUGAGAGUCAAGUCGUUCCAAAGGGAGACGUAACUGAUGACAUUUUUUCACAUCAGUAAGGCUCUCAUAUCACAAUUCCAAAUGUCCAAAAGGAGGAGGAAGAAGCAGAGCUUAUUCAAUCCUACCCGCUCUUUGUUUCACACCCAACAGAUACUACAUUUACAUACUACCAUUACUACAGUUCACAUCAAGUGCUGAUGCGUUUGUUCAUUUCGCAUUCCACAUGGUCCCUUUACUGGUUCUGAAGAACUUGAGAACAUGGUAAAGCAAUAUAACAAUGUGCUACAAUGAAGGUGAGGUUAGCAUAAUAGCUCUGUGGUGCUUGAUUCUUCUGAAUUGGGUCAUUUUAGUGCAUUCUUUGAGUUCUUUACUCAAUCUUUUGCAUGCUUUGAUUCCACAUGCAGAUAUGCUGAAGGUUUUUAGCGUUGUGUGGGCGUGUAAGUGUUUUAAGUCCAAUUUUUCCAAUAAGAUCAUAUUGCGUCUCUCGAUGAAAAGAAUCGUAUUACGUUACAUUAGCUCGUUAUUUUUUGCUUUAUGCAUAAUUUCAGCUGUUUGAAAGUUUACCAGAUCAACAAAUUUUAGUAGUCGGUGAUUUUAGGAAUAGAGGGUUUGUAUAUUCUCUGUAAGCGACCUCGUGGAUGACCCUAAUUGAUCUUUUUUGUAGUACAGUUAGUGAGUGAAGUCUGCUUUUGUAGUUAUUUCUCCAUAUCUCCGCACUAUAAGUUAGAUAUGGUAAUACUAGAGAGCAGUAGAGAGUAUGGAGGGAUUUUUGGUCCAGAAAAAAUGUUGCCUUAUUGAGUAUAGAAAUGUUUCUUGCCACUUUAUGUUGUGUGUUUUUAAUGUGGGAUUUCUAGCUCAUUUUGUCAUCUAUUACAACGCCUAGAAACGUAUUUUCAUUCACUUUGUCAAUGUCCACACACAUCUAUUUGUAUUUGCACUCAAGUAUCUUUUCUGCUAUUACCAAAUAGCAUUAUUUUACUUUUACUUAGGUUCAGAGAUCAUCUAUUUUUA
Dunckerocampus dactyliophorus (ringed pipefish) is the source of this 3205-nucleotide messenger RNA. Its product is annotated as oocyte zinc finger protein XlCOF6.1-like. The coding region runs from base 262 to 1575 and encodes 437 amino acids. The transcript has 2 exons. The record is from RefSeq and is a predicted model, not a curated record. Gene Ontology annotation, molecular function: DNA-binding transcription factor activity; RNA polymerase II cis-regulatory region sequence-specific DNA binding. NCBI's taxonomy places the organism in Eukaryota, Metazoa, Chordata, Actinopteri, Syngnathiformes, Syngnathidae. Gene Ontology annotation, biological process: regulation of transcription by RNA polymerase II.